Molecule: messenger RNA, 2105 nt
Organism: Abrus precatorius (Indian licorice)
Lineage: Eukaryota; Viridiplantae; Streptophyta; Magnoliopsida; Fabales; Fabaceae
Product: histone deacetylase 6
Exons: 6
Coding region: 148-1701 (517 amino acids)
Molecular function (GO): histone deacetylase activity
Source: RefSeq, a predicted model, not a curated record
AGACUUGAAUUGGGAUAUAUAACCCUCUCAGGGCAGCCCCUAGAAAUGGACAGACAUAAAAGAAGAAGGGUUUGGGUAUGGAUCUCAUAAUCUAAGAUUUUCUAUUAUAGCAAAAUAGAGGGAUAUCAUAUCAUAAUAUCAUAUGCUAUGCGAAUGGGUAUGGAGGAGGAGAGUAGCAUUACCAUUAGCAAUACCAACAUAGAAGGUGGUGCUUCGUUACCAUCAUCAGGUUCAGAUGCUAAGAAGCGAACUGUCACAUACUUCUACGAACCCACCAUCGGCGACUAUUACUACGGCCAAGGCCACCCCAUGAAACCGCACCGCAUCCGCAUGGCCCACAACCUCAUCGUUCACUACUCCCUCCACCGCCGCAUGGAGAUUAGCCGCCCCUUCCCCGCCUCUCCCGACGACAUUCGCCGCUUCCACUCCGACGAAUACGUCGAAUUCCUCUCCUCCGUCUCCCCCGAGACCCUCGCCGAAACCACCUUCUCCCGCCAGCUCAAGCGCUUCAACGUCGGCGAGGACUGCCCCGUCUUCGACGGCCUCUUCAAUUUCUGCCAGGCCUCCGCCGGUGGCUCCAUCGGCGCCGCCGUCAAACUCAACCGCGCCGACGCCGACAUCGCCAUCAAUUGGGCCGGCGGCCUGCACCAUGCUAAGAAAUCCGAGGCUUCUGGGUUCUGUUACGUCAACGACAUUGUCCUCGGUAUCCUUGAGCUGCUCAAGGUUCACAGGCGUGUACUGUAUGUUGACAUUGAUGUGCACCAUGGUGAUGGUGUUGAGGAGGCCUUUUACACUACUGAUAGAGUGAUGACUGUGUCUUUCCAUAAGUUUGGGGACUUUUUCCCAGGCACUGGACACAUAAAAGACAUUGGGGUGGGCUCAGGAAAGAAUUAUGCUGUAAAUGUUCCAUUAAAUGACGGAAUGGAUGAUGAUAAUUUCCGUUGUCUGUUUCGUACCAUCAUUCAAAAAGUCAUGGAGGUUUAUCAACCUGAAGCAGUUGUUCUUCAAUGUGGAGCUGAUUCAUUGUCUGGUGACAGGUUGGGGUGCUUCAACUUGUCUGUGAGAGGUCAUGCAGAUUGCCUUCGUUUCCUUAGAUCUUUCAAUGUUCCUUUGAUGGUCUUGGGUGGAGGAGGAUAUACAAUUCGGAAUGUUGCUCGUUGUUGGUGUUACGAGACAGCUGUGGCAGUAGGAGUGGAGCCUGAUAAUAAGUUGCCUUAUAAUGAAUAUUAUGAGUAUUUUGGCCCAGAUUAUACUCUCUAUGUUGAUCCAAGCAACAUGGAGAACCUAAACACACCCAAGGAUAUGGAAAAAAUAAGGAACACACUACUAGAACAGAUUUCCCGACUUCCCCAUGCUCCCAGUGCACCUUUUCAGACAACACCACCUAUCUUACAAGGUCCAGAAGAGGCAGAAGAGGAUAUGGAUAAAAGACCAAAACGUCGCAAAUGGAAUGGUGAAGAUUAUGAUUCUGAUCCCGAUGAAGAUGAAAAGGUUAAUUCCAAGUGCUCAAACUUCACUGCUCAUAUGAGAAAUGUUACUCUCUGUGGUGCAUGGAUAUUGCAGAUGACAUGGAAGAAGAGAAGCCAGAAGUGCAUCCAUCAUCUUGCUGCUGAUAGAAUAGAGCAAGUUCUUGCACAGCAUGUUUGUAUUGUAAUAUCUUCCGUUGAUGGGGGAGGUCAUUACUUCGAGUUAUAUAAAUAGUACAUGAGCAACUCUAAUGCCAAUAUAAUGAUCAAAUUGUGCAAAUGUAUUAUAGAUUAAAACAAUGUCUUGGUUCGGAUCCCCAUGUAAGCAUUAUUUUUGCUCGUUAGAGUCAGUUUUUUCCCCUUUUUGUCCCUGUGGCCUUGUCCCUCGUGAAUACACUUAGUUUCGAUUUAGUCUCACAGUCAAUUUCGUUUAUUUUGAUCAUUCACUUUUGUCCACACUUCAUUUGGCCCAGUGGAGACAUUUUGGUUAUUGGUAAUUGUUAUCACUCUUUUUUUGUCGUGUCUUUCUUUCACCUGUAUGAUGAUGAUUUAAAGGAAAUGAGAAAGAUGCAGAAUCGUUGUUCUUCUUGUUAUUUGUGACAAAUUCUUAUUUAUAAUCCAAAUAUUUUAAUUAAAUUC